ACAUUUGCUUGUGAGAUUGUCAACAAUAUAGCUCAAAAUCCCUUUCCCAGAAAAAAAAUCGUACAAGAGAGCAAUUAUUUAGUCUUAGAAGAACAGAGCCCUUCGGCUCCUGUUWUUUCAGAAAACGUUUAUGCUGAAGCUAAAGUGUUAAUCUAAAUGUAUUGUCCGUUGUUUUGUGACUGUUUUCGUGGUUUCAGAGUUAUAAUUCCAUCUCCAYACAGUUAAGACCUUCUAUGGAAGCAAUUAAGUUAAAAUUGUUACGAUUUUGCAAUGCAGCUAAUGAGACGUGGCGUUUUUAAACGAUGCAUUGUGGUCUUAGAAUGUACAAUGCAGUAUACAAUACUCAGUAUCAAACGUUUUCUAAAAUAGCUGUAUAUAUAUACACCUACUUGCAGAAAUGUCAUAGAAAAUGGAACAUUUGAAUUUUAAAAAGGAAUAAAGUAAAACAAGAUAAAAGAAAGCGUUAAGCCUCAGUGAUCUUCUUUUGUCUUUUUGAUUUAUUCCUUUUUACUAAAUACAAAUGUCCUAUUUUCUAUGACAACCUUUUUGCAAGUAGGUGUAUGUGGAGAUCCUAUAAUAUCACAUGUUGUCACACUAUUUCUGUGUAAAGAAAUUUGUGGCACAGGAUCUUAAAUCGCAUUGCAUUAUGGGGGUGUGGUGCUAGAGUAAAGAAAGGUCAUAGCUUUAUAAAGAGAUUUUGGCCUUUAACUAUUUGUUCCUAAUUUUAUAUCUGUCUUGCAUAUUCUUCGCUUUGCAAAUCAGUUUGUGAUGUAUUGAAUCUUAAUUAUCUCAGUCCAAAGUAUACCUGGGAACUUGAAGUUCUCAGCUUCGAAAAGUUAUAGAAUUGUUGAAAUAUUUUUAGUGACUCUUCGUCAGAUUGUAAAAAGAUUGUAAAUAGCUUCAUGAAAUUUUAAAGUCGAGAAUGAGUCAAUAAAACUGCGACAUUACUGAUAUUGGUCGUAACUUGAAAGUGAAUUUAUUUUCUGCAAUGCUGCACCUGACCAACUUCUUUCCGUCAUGUUAGGUUUYCUUGUUGAUAAACUCUUCUCCGUCAUUCCAAUAUUUACCGACAGACUUCUGCUUCUUUUAGGACGCAAAUCACUUCUUUUUUUGUUCCUUGUUGUUAUUUCUUUUCCAUUUGUCUUAUUGGUUUAUAAACCUCUAUUAUUUUACUAUUUGCUCAACUAUGUGGAAAUAAUAAUCAUUGAAGUCCUCGCUGAUGAUGAAAGACAGCUGCUUGCAAACGAUGUCCAAGUCGCUGAAAAGGAAUGGAGAUUGUAUCAGUUUGAAUGGYGCUAUGGGCAACGGUGGUGUAAAGACAAURAUAUCAAAUCUAGAYCGGACUGGACAUGGYUGACMGCGAUGGUGAAUGAUGAUUAUGCUGURCCAGCUCUAGUGCUUGGAUACUCGUUACAAAAGCUCUCUUGUCAGARGAAUAUGCUGGCUUUGGUGUCUAAAGACGUGUCAAAUUCUGCUAAAGAAGCACUUGAGAAGGUAGGUUGGACUGUAAAAGUAGUUGAAAGGCUUGAUUGUGACUGGAUUGAGAGACAAAAGGGACUUCCUGAGUCACAUAUGGGCUAUAUAGGAACCCAUACAAGRCUUCAUGCWUGGAAUUAUACUCAGUACUCYAAGAUUAUAUAUGCUGACCCAGAUUACAUGCCGAUGACCAGGAUAGAUGAGUURUUUGAGAUMGAUGGUGACUUUGCUGCAAGUUCUUGCUCAAGACCUGGAAUACUUGAUCCUUGUUUUAAUGCUGGUUUGUUGGUAUUUCGACCUGGUACCAACUACUAUAAUGAAAUCAUGGACCUUUGGUGGAAAACUACAGAUGAUCAUUGUCCAAAUGACCAGGUUCUAUUAUGGCAUUACUAUGUAAAUGCAGGGAAGUGGACCCAACUACCUUACUCYUACAAYGUAMGACGUCUUGYAUUCCGUCCAAUGAAGGCAUAUCAUUUUGCAUGUUGUAUUCCACCUAAACCAUGGUCAGCAAAGUGUCGUCCAAACAGAAGGGAAGCAAAAAUGUAURACAAACCCAUCACAGAAGUUGAAAGCCUGGCAAYAAUAUUUUGGAAGAUUUUAUAUGAAKUACUUGAGGAGCGUCGUAUUGAUGAUUGGUGGAAGACUACAAGAUUUUAUAGAGAGAAACAGGAAUAUGGAAAAGUGACUGCUGCACAAUGCUGGGGGACUUCAAAGAAGUUUGUUAGGAAUGGAUCCCUUAGUUAACAUCAGUUUAUGCAAAGAAAAGUGACUAGUGACUGGCCUCAAACUACUCACGAAUGGGCAAAGAGCGCCGCUGCACUAAGAAAUCAAACACUACUUUUUUUCUUUUCAUUUUUCUUGUUUUUCCUUUUCUUUUCAUGCAAACUCCUUUGAUAGUUGACUAAUGUCCACGACAUUAUUUCUGAAUAAAAAUGGUGUUUUUUAAUGGUGCUUUUUCUUUUUUUUCUUCCUUGUGGAAUAAAAUUAUCAUCAAGGUCCGUUUUACUCAGACCUUAAAAUCACCAAUCUACUCUGAGUCGAGUUUACAAAAAUAACACAUUCGUUCAGUGACGAUGGACGGCAUCUUCUUGCUUGCCGAACACGAGAAAUUGCCUCGAUUCCACGAGUAAGAAAAAAAUCGUACCUGCGUCG
This is a messenger RNA of Exaiptasia diaphana, 2628 nucleotides long. RefSeq names its product glycogenin-1-like. The transcript has a single exon. Bases 1018 to 2220 code for a protein of 400 amino acids. Gene Ontology annotation, cellular component: cytoplasm. The record is from RefSeq and is a predicted model, not a curated record. NCBI's taxonomy places the organism in Eukaryota, Metazoa, Cnidaria, Anthozoa, Actiniaria, Aiptasiidae. Gene Ontology annotation, molecular function: glycosyltransferase activity.